AUGGAGAAAGAUACGAUUGUGAAUUCUUCCAGGCAGAGCCCCCUCCCAAGCGAGGAUCGAGUAGACACAGAGAUGACGGAAAAUUUGGAUCCCGCGGAGGUAAGGAGUGGUGUGCUCCCUUUGUUUAGAAGGAAGUCAGAUGUAGGGGGCAAGUUCGUAGGCCUGGUUGGGCAAUUACAGAAGAAGGUAGGCGAGAUCUUGUGCGAGUCUCGGGUAUCAAAAGAAAGAAGAGCGGAGAUAGAGAAGGAGUUCUUGGCCACGUAUAAGAUUGUGGAAGGGAUGGCAGCAGAAGAGUUAAAGAAAGGGGGGAUGUCCCACGAGUUAGAGAAUGAAGUGAGUAAAGUACUGGCUCAGAGAGGGAUUGAGACAUGUGAGGAGUGGGAUGAAUACAUCAAGACCAUGGAAAGGGAUGGUGAAGUGUUAGCAGGGAUCUGUGAGAUGCUUAACACAGACGUGUUGCAGGUAAAAAAGCACGUCGCAAGUCUGCAACUUGAAGCCGUUCGAAAAGACGAGGCAAUGGAGGUUCAAGGUAGGACCGUUGAGGCAAGUGCUGUUGGGGAAGGAGUCUUCAACAAUCAGUUGCAGAUGCAUUCGACUGGACCGAUAUAUGCAGAUCGCUUGAGGCAACCUUCAGCAUCGACGGAUUCAACGACGCCAGCGUUGGAGGACGCAGGUUCGUCAGUUUCUCAGCAGUUGAUAACGUAUUUAAGAUCGAUGGCGUGUAGUGACCCCGGGGUGUACAGAGGCACUAAGAACGAAAACUUUGAAGAAUUUUUAAGAAGGUUUAAAAGAAAGUAUGAACAGGUAAUCAAAUGUGAAGCCACCCUCAUAGAAAUCCUAGGAGACGACCACUUGGCAGGAAGGGCGAAGAGCAUAUUCGCCGCCCUCCCAAGGAUAACGAAGGAGCAGGGGCUCGAUGCGGUGACUCGGGAGAUGGCCCGGCUUCUAUCCUAUGAUUCAACGGCAGGUAGGAUGAGGGCUCUCACGGACUUGAAGAAUCUUAAGUUGAGGCCCCAUCAGGAAAUAGCGGAAUUCUGCGCUGUAUUAGAGAAGCUAGGUAGGCAAGCCAACCCAGAAUGUACGGUGGAAGACCGAUCGUUGGAGUACGCGCAAAUCUUGUUGGAGAACCUCAGAGAGUGGCCAGAACACUACCAACUGGUUGGGGCAUUGCAUAAGGUGGACCCUCGGAGAGCUUACGAGGAAGUGAAACAAUUGGCUCUUAGUAUAGAGCAAUCGAAAAUUAUGUUUGAGGUUGGUAGGAGGCCAGCAGAUCUGAAAUGGAAAGAAAGGGCCGCACAAUAUCGUGGCUACGGGUUUGUCGAGAGAGCAGGAGCUCCAAGUUUUUCGCGCAGUAGGCCGGAGCAAGGGAGAGAUACGCCAAAUAGGGGAGAAGAACUUGGUGGAAGGGGCAACUACCAAUCUAGCGUGAGCAUUACCAGAGAACCCCAGAGGCAAGCACGUAAUGUGAGGCCAGCCCAGCAUGGCUCUUCGCAGGAGGGGGUCGAGAACAGAAAAUGCUAUAAGUGCUCCAAAUAUGGGCAUGUAGCAAGAGAUUGUCCAGUGCGUACGGCUAGAGUGAACCAGAUUGAGCCCAGGGAAGAGGCACCUUCCCGGAAGGACGAGACACUGUCGGCUAUUGUGAAUCGUGCUAGGUGCAUGGGGAUGUCUGUGAGAGAGAAGGGAGUAUCAGCGGACGAGCUCAUAGGGGAAAAAGUUACAGUGCCCCUUAACAUUCUGAAUGAGGAUUGUCAGGCCUUAAUUGACACGGGGUCAAUGAUAAGCAUUGUCCCAGUGGAACUACUGGCGAAAGUGCAAGACAAGGGUUUUGACCUGGAUUCCUUGGGAAUGGUGCCCAAGUCAAAGCUGAAGCCGGUGGUCGAUGCAUCGAACAAUAGGAUGGAUUUCCUUGCGGCUGUUUAUUUACCAGUCAAAUUAAAUCAAGAGACGACUCAAAACGUAGCGUUCCAUAUUAGCCCAAAAAAGGAAAUGGAGAUAAUAUUGGGUACCAAUGCGUUAGCUCGCUUAGGUAUUAACAUUUCUAUUGAAAGAGAACGGGACAGUUCAGUUAAUAAAUCAGUGAAAGAUGAAGCAAAUGAAAGCAAGGUCGUGGUAGCGGAGAGACGCUAUAUACCCCCCGGCGAUACGGCACUGGUAGAGGUAUUGUGCCAGGGUGACAGAGGCGGCGAAGUGGAAAGGGUGAUAUGGCCAUGUAAGCAUGGUAUAGCUGCGGGAGUCUUCACUAUUAAAGACCGGAGAACAUCGCUCCCCGUAUUCAACAAGAGUUGUCAACCCAUACUUUUGAAAGAGGGUGAAGAUGUCGGCCGGUGGGGCACGGAUAAGUGGCUUGAGCGAUGGGAGGAGGCAAACCCACUACUGAUGGGCGCCAGAGAGGAUAACCUUAGAGCGCCGGAGAGACUGCGGGUGUUAGAAGAAUUGAUAGCGGACAACAUGGAGCCAGGGAGCAUGGAUGAGGAUCUUCAGAGGUUGUUGGAAGAGUAUGCAGAAGCGUUCGCCGUCUCGGACCAGGAAUUGAGUCAGACGGACUUAGUGCAUAUGACCAUAAAUACAGGAGAUAGUCCCCCAAUAAAAUGA
Molecule: messenger RNA, 2592 nt
Organism: Ostertagia ostertagi
Lineage: Eukaryota; Metazoa; Nematoda; Chromadorea; Rhabditida; Trichostrongylidae
Source: the annotation of a GenBank genome assembly